Messenger RNA from Lindgomyces ingoldianus, 1485 nucleotides. Its product is annotated as amino acid transporter. Lineage: Eukaryota; Fungi; Ascomycota; Dothideomycetes; Pleosporales; Lindgomycetaceae. The coding region runs from base 25 to 1485 and encodes 486 amino acids. Gene Ontology annotation, biological process: transmembrane transport. The record is from RefSeq and is a predicted model, not a curated record. The transcript is spliced from 4 exons. Gene Ontology annotation, molecular function: transmembrane transporter activity. Gene Ontology annotation, cellular component: membrane.
GGGACAAUCGAAGAUAGGGAGGCGAUGAGACGGCUGGGAAAACAACAGCUCUUUAAGCGCAACUUUGGUUUCGUCUCCAUAUUCGGCUUCUCGUUAAUUCUCAUGGGCACAUGGGAAACCUUGCUUGGCACAGUCGCCUUCGGUUUGGGCAAUGGUGGUCCCUCUGGGCUCAUAUACACCUAUAUCGGAGUCUAUAUAGGGUUCAUUCUCGUAGUCGCUUCUAUGGCAGAAAUGUCGUCUAUGGCGCCAACAUCGGGAGGACAGUACCACUGGGUUUCUGAAUUUGCCUCCCGUCGGUACCAGAAGCAAGUGUCCUACUUCAUCGGCUGGUUAUCAGUUCUUGGCUAUCAAGUGGGAGUCAGUUUUGGUGCUUUUGUCUCCGGCACCAUCAUUCAAGGCCUUAUCGUACUUAACUACCCGGAAUACGAGUAUCAACGGUGGCAUGGGACACUAAUCGCAAUAGCUGUUACAGUCGUUGUCACACUUUUCAAUGUCUUCAUGGCGAGCUACCUGCCGUUGGUGGAGAUGGUGAUUGGCUUUCUCCACUUCGCCGGUUGGCUUGGGAUCCUCGUUCCGCUUUGGGCUCUUGCGCCUCGCACACCAAGCGAACAGGUGUGGAAUUCGUUUGUGGACGCUGGGUGGGGAAGUACUGGCGCUGCAUGCCUUGUUGGUAUGAUCACGAACGUGGGAGCCUUUAUUGGGGGUGAUGCUCCCGCACACAUGGCUGAGGAGGUAAAGUCAGCGUCAAAAAUACUUCCAAGAGCGAUGAUGUGGACGAUCAUGAUAAAUGGGGCUCUAGGACUUGUCACACUUAUCACCUUCUGCUACACAGUUGGAGAUGUAGAAUCUGCAAUCACAUCGCCAACAGGAUACCCCAUCAUCCAGGUGUUUUACGGCGCGACCGGGUCCAAAGCCAGUGCAACAGGACUCUCCUCUCUUCUUGUCGUCCUCAAUGUCGCCAACAACCUCACAAAUAUGGCGGGUGCAUCCCGCCAACUGUUCGCCUUUGCACGAGACUGCGGUGUUCCGUUUUCGCCUUGGUUAAGUCACGUUUCACCUAGCUACGAUGUGCCUAUUAAUGCCAUCAAUUUGUCGUCCCUGAUCGCUUGCAUACUUCAUUGCAUCAACAUCGGAUCCUCGAUUGCAUUCAACAUUAUCGUCUCGAUUGGCUCUGUUGCACUGAUUACGUCCUAUAUGACAUCGGUUGGAUGUGUUACGUGGCGGCGGCUUCGAGGGCUUCCGCUGCUGGAGUCCCAUUUUUCGAUGAAGAAGAUAGGGUUAGCUGUGAAUUUGCUUUCGCUUGCCUUUCUUGCGCUCAUAUUGGUCUUUUGCUUCUUCCCGCCGAUACCAAACCCGCCGGCGAGUGGAAUGAACUGGGCAAUCGUAGUGUAUGCAGGGGUGCUUGGAAUUGCGGGGGUUUACUAUCUCCUGAGGGCCAGACACACAUACAACGGCCCAGUGGAGUAUGUAAGGAAGAGUGCUUGA